Molecule: messenger RNA, 1675 nt
Organism: Botrytis cinerea B05.10
Lineage: Eukaryota; Fungi; Ascomycota; Leotiomycetes; Helotiales; Sclerotiniaceae
Exons: 2
Coding region: 246-1505 (419 amino acids)
Biological process (GO): phosphorylation; acetate metabolic process
Molecular function (GO): acetate kinase activity
Source: RefSeq, a predicted model, not a curated record
GCAUCUAUCUAGAUAUAUUUUGGAAUCGAUAUUUCCAUCUGAUCUGAUUCACCAAUAUCGAAGAUUGAGUGCCAGCGCCAGUGCCAGAUUCAAAGAAAGACGACGAUUGGAGAUUUGACCCGUACAUUUCUAGUAGAUACCUACCUACUCACACAAUUAUCUAGAUAUUCAUCUGCUAUCUCAAUCAUCCACUGGCGGUCUUCAAACCUCAACAUACAACAACAACACAAUACCUACCACUCGCCAUGACCAAAAUCAUCCUCUCCAUAAACGCCGGAUCCUCCUCCGUCAAAAUCUCCAUCUUCUCCGCCUCGCAAGGCGACUCCUCCCCCACCCUCCUCGCCUCAUCUCAAAUCUCGGGCCUCACCUCUCCCCCCCCAACCUUCAAAUACUCACGCUCCGACACCUCCACAAUCCACGACCAAGCCCUCUCCAACCAGAUCUCCGACCAAAACGCCGCAUUCCAAUACAUCCUCACGCACCUCAUCAACGACGAAUCCUUCCCCCAGAUUUCCCAACUCUCCGACAUCGCCCUGGCCAGCCACCGCGUCGUGCACGGCGGCGAUUACAAAACCAGCCAACUCAUCACCCGCGAAACCUACCACCAUCUCGAAACGCUCACGGAUUUAGCGCCUCUGCACAACGCGUCCGCACUGGCCAUUAUCCAGCACUGCAUUACCCAUUUGCCAUCUACGCGCAACAUCGCCGUCUUUGAUUCGCAAUUCCACGCUUCGAUUCCAGAACAUAUCAGUACGUAUCCGAUUGAUCAGGAGAUUGCGAAGAAGAAUGGGUUGAGAAAAUAUGGAUUCCAUGGGAUUUCCUAUGCGUUUAUUACGAGGAGUGUAGCGGAGUUUUUGGGGAAGAAGGAAGAAGAGACGAAUAUUAUUGCGUUGCAUUUGGGGAGUGGAGCGAGCGCGUGCGUGGUGAAGAAUGGGAAGAGUUGGGAUACGAGCAUGGGAUUGACGCCGUUGGCAGGAUUGCCUGGGGCGACGAGGAGUGGGAGUUUGGAUCCUAGUCUCGUCUUCCACUACGCCACCAACGUCGGAAAACUCUCUCCCAACUCCACCUCCUCCCUACACAUCUCGCGCGCUGAAGAAAUCCUCAACAAAGAAUCCGGCUGGAAAUCCCUCACCGGCACCACCGAUUUCGGCACCAUUACUUCCUCCUCCUCCGAUCCCGCCAUGAAACUCGCUUUCGAUAUUUUCGUCGAUCGGAUCCUCUCAUACAUCGGACACUAUUAUGUUUCUCUCCAUGGGAAUGUCGAUGCGUUAGUUUUUGCAGGGGGAAUUGGCGAGAAGAGCGAGAUUUUGAGACGGAGGGUGGGAGAGGAGAUCAGGUGUUUGGGAUUUGAGGUUGAUGAGGAGAGGAAUGCGAGGGAGAUUGAGGGGACGGUGCAGGAAAUUGGGAAGGAGGGGGCAAAGCAUCGCAUGUUGGUUUGUAAGACGGAUGAACAGUUUGAGAUGGCGAGACAUUGUGUGGUUGAUGAGGGACUUUUUGGGGAAUGAGGUGCGAUGCGAUUAGAGGAGUGGAGAUGAGAGGGGUGGAAUGGUUGUGCGCCGCGAACAUUGGAAAGUGGAUUGUGAAGUGAUGAAGGUAUACAAUAUCCAACAGAGAAGAAUGAAUGAAUGAAUGAAUGUAUCAAUCAAAGAAAGGAAAGCAAGAAAUGUAGAUAGCA